UCCACCUCCACCAGUGGGUGCGUGUAUGUUUGUGUGCAUGUGUGUGCGCAGGGGGCAGCGGGAUGCCACGACCAUCGGGCUUUGAGUCAUGUGUGCACACUCCACGGAGAGUUUGGAGGGUUUGCCGCAAACUUUCAUGAAGAGGAAAAAGUGUCUGGAUUAGGGACUUAUCAAGGCCAACCAGAGGUGAAGUAUGGACGACAAAGUGGAAUCAUUGAACAGCAGAGGUGAGAGUCCUCAGAGCCCGACUCAACUGACAGGAUUGGGGACGAGCUGUCUCGUCAACCAAAAGUAUAGACACAGUGGGCCGGGCCUCGCUAGUCCUCAGGAGUACAACCAGUGGCUGCCUUUCCGUCAUGACGCCAGCCUGCUGCCAAUGAAAGAAGAUCUGGCUCUCUGGCUCAACACCAUCAUGGGUGUGGACCUCACCGCCGACAGUCUAAUGGACAGACUGGACAAUGGUGUUCUUCUUUGUCAAACGGCCCAGUUCCUCCAAGACAAGAUGAGCCACAGUAACAACGGCAAGCCUGUCCCUAGAAGAGUGAUCCACUGGAGAGCCGAUGCAACGUCAGGAUCAUUUUUUGCCAGAGACAACACAGCAAACUUCCUCUAUUGGUGUUGCAAGAUUGGUGUCGACAGCGCCCACCUUUUUGAAUCCGAGGAUUUGGUCCUCCACAGACAACCUCGGGAGGUGUGCCUCUGCUUGAUGGCGCUGGGAAGGAUUGCCGCCAGGUAUGGAGUGGACCCUCCAAACCUAGUGAAGUUGGAGAGCGAGAUAGAGAGGGAGGAGGCUGGGCACACAUCUCCAUCGGACCCGCUACCCUUCUCCUUUUUUCCAUCCCCUUCACUUUGCUCACGAUCACCGACCACUCCUUCCUCGCCGGCGCCCCUUACUCCAAGUAUAACCCCUCUUCGUGAAGACCACACCCACCUCGUCACCUCUGAUCAUCCAUCAGCCACCACAGACCCAAUGCCCAUAUGCUUACCCCCACCGCAGUCCUACUUGUCUGGCCCUAAACUCUGCACAACUUCCACACAAACCUCCAACAGCACAUCUACAGCUUCGCUUGGCCACACCCAAACGGCUACGGCGGCAACACCUCCUACAGCUUCUCGGCCGCCAAACCCGAACUAUCAUUCCAAAUUCAGCAGCCGAAAGAGCAACAGCACACCCAACAUUUUGGAUGACAUUGUGAGAAACAUUAUCGAAAAUCCACCCUGCAGCUGUCCGAGCAGGUUUCCCAUUGAAAAGCAGCCCAAAGGCUGUUAUCGUGUCGGGGAAAAAGUUCUUUACAUACGAAUGCUGAACGAGCGUCACGUUAUGGUACGCGUGGGUGGAGGCUGGGAGACUUUUUUAAGCUACCUGCAGAAACAUGACCCCUGCAGAGGAGGACCGGUGGUCAGGGGCUGUCGGGCCAAAGUAAAGCCACUCGCUUGUCACAUGUCCCCCGACAGCUACAUGGUGGUGAGCGCCCAUUACCGCGGAAAGAAGUAGGCUCCUUCGUCCAAGCCAGAGGGGUCCAAAGUGCGGGGCCAUUUUUGACUACAUAUUUUAAAAAUAACAAAGAUAACAUUUUUAAACAAAAAAUUUAAUAAAAGAGCUUUGGGAGAGUGGCCGUGUCAGCAACCUGGUUCGAUCCCCACCUUCUACCAACCUCGUCAUGUCCGUUGUGUCCUUGAGCAAGACACCUCACCCUUGCUCCUGAUGGGUCGCCAUCAGUGUGUGAAUGGGUGAAUGUGGAAAUAGUGUCAAAGCGCUUUGAGUACCUUGAAGGUAGAAAAGCGCUACACAAGUAUAAGCCAUUUAACCUCUUAAGCCCCAAGCUGUUUGUUUACAUGCUUUUUUAAAUUUCUCUUUGCUAUUUGGGCUUAUUGGACCGUAAUUAGAAUAAAAACUAAGAAUCAUCUUUUUAUAGGAUGUACUUAGUCUAUAAGUAAUAAACGUGUACUUCAUGUUUAGUUACAUGCUUAUUCCUAUUUCUACACUUUUUUUUUCCAAAAUUCCAUUGUAUGUUAUACUCUUCUGACACCACCAGAUGGCAGUAUAAGUGUCCACAUAAGUGGCCAUAAGACCCCAAUUCAGUAGUGUACACAAUAUUGGCAAUAAGAGUUAAAAGGUGCUGUCCACGCAUGUGGCCACUAAGGACUUUAGAGGUUAAGUGAAAUGUAAUGAGAAAAACACAAAGCUACCGUGGAGACAGUUUUUUUUUUUAAACAGUCAUUACUCAAAAAUAAUAAUGAAUCAAAAGUAUUGUUGUUAUGAAUUAUUGACCAAUUUAAGGUUAUAAUUACUUCCCAUUAAAUAAUUGACUUUGGAAUGGGUUUUUUGGGAGCAAAAAUAUUGCAUAUUUUGUGUGUUUGACAUUAAAAAAAAAAGAAAAACACAAAUCUACCAUGCAGAAAUUUUUUUGGAACAGUCAUUACUCCAAAAUAAUAAUGAAUCAAAAUUAUUGUUGUUAUGAAUUAUUGACCUAUUUAAGGUUGUAAUUACUUCCCGUCAAAUAUUCCACUUUGGAAUGUUUUUUUUUUUAAAUAUUGCAUAUUUUGUGUGUUUGACAUAAAAAAAAAAACACAGAGCUACCAUAUAGACAGUUAUUUUUAACUGUCUUUACUCAAACAUAAUAAUCAAUCGAAAUUAUUGUUGUUAUGUAUUAUUUAUCAAUUCAAGGUUCUUAUUACUUCCCAUCAAAUAUUCCACUUUGGAAUGUUUUUUUUUUUUUUCCGAAAAAUAUUGCAUAUUUUGUUUGUUUGACAUAAAAAAAGAAAAACACAAAGCUACUCUGCAGACAGUUUUUUUUUUUUUAACUGUCAUAACUCAAAAAUUAAAAUGAAUGAAAAUUAUUGUUGUUAUGAAUAAUUGACCAAUUUAAGGUUCUAAUUACUUCCCAUCAAAUAUUCCACUAUGGAAUGUUUUUUUUUUUUGGGGUGGGGGGGUGGAAUAUUGCAUAUUUUGUUUGUUUGACAUAAAAAAAGAAAAACACAAAGCUACGCUGCAGACAGUUUUUUGUUUUUUUUAACUGUCAUAACUCAAAAAUUUAAAUGAAUCAAAAUUAUUGUUGUUAGGAAUUAUUGACCUAUUUAAGGUUCUAAUUACUUCCCAUCAAAUAUUCCACUUUGGAAUGUUUUUUUUGGGGGGGGGGGGAAUAUUGCAUAUUUUGUUUGUUUGACAUAAAAAAGACACAAAGCUACCAUAUAGAUAGUUGUUUUUUUUAACAGUCAUUACUCAAAAAUAAUAUUGAAUCAAAAUUAUUGUUGUUAUGAAUAAUUGACCAAUUUAAGGUUCUAAUUAC
This is a messenger RNA of Nerophis ophidion (straightnose pipefish), 3290 nucleotides long. RefSeq names its product growth arrest-specific 2b (gene gas2b). The record is from RefSeq and is a predicted model, not a curated record. Gene Ontology annotation, biological process: actin crosslink formation. Gene Ontology annotation, cellular component: actin filament. Gene Ontology annotation, molecular function: cytoskeletal adaptor activity; actin filament binding; microtubule binding. Lineage: Eukaryota; Metazoa; Chordata; Actinopteri; Syngnathiformes; Syngnathidae. Bases 194 to 1495 code for a protein of 433 amino acids. The transcript has 8 exons.